Messenger RNA from Rhinolophus ferrumequinum (greater horseshoe bat), 4154 nucleotides. RefSeq names its product denticleless E3 ubiquitin protein ligase homolog (gene DTL). Gene Ontology annotation, molecular function: protein-macromolecule adaptor activity; protein binding. The record is from RefSeq and is a predicted model, not a curated record. Gene Ontology annotation, cellular component: nucleus. NCBI's taxonomy places the organism in Eukaryota, Metazoa, Chordata, Mammalia, Chiroptera, Rhinolophidae. Gene Ontology annotation, biological process: proteasome-mediated ubiquitin-dependent protein catabolic process; mitotic G2 DNA damage checkpoint signaling. Bases 320 to 2326 code for a protein of 668 amino acids. The transcript is spliced from 16 exons.
CGCGAGCUGCGACUUCUGUUGAACCUGGGGGCGAUUUCAAGGCUUUUCCCUCAGUUGAGCCUUUUCCUCUGGUCCAGAUGCUCUUCAAUUCGGUGCUCCGCCAGCCCCAGUUUGGCGUCCCGAGAAAUGACUUCGCUGACCCUACUACUACUGGCCAGAGCUAACUGAUUAUACUCUAGGGUUAGGAUGGUCUGCACAGUACCCUCUACAGUCCCUUCUAACUAGUUAUCAGUGCAACUCUAAUGAUGAGCACACUUCUUAUGGAGAAACAGGAGUCCCAGUUCCCCCUUUUGGAUGCACCUUCUCUUCUGCUCCUAAUAUGAAGCAUAUACUAGCAGUUGCCAAUGAAGAAGGCUUUGUUAGAUUGUAUAACACAGAAUCACAAACCUAUAGAAAGAAGUGUGUCAAAGAAUGGAUGGCUCACUGGAAUGCUGUCUUUGACCUAGCCUGGGUCCCUGGUGAACUUAAACUUGUUACAGCAGCAGGUGAUCAGUCAGCCAAAUUUUGGGAUGUAAAAGCUGGUGAGCUUCUUGGAACGUGCAAAGGUCAUCAGUGCAGUCUCAAGUCAGUUGCCUUUUCUAAGUUUGAGAAAGCUGUCUUCUGUACAGGUGGAAGAGAUGGCAAUAUUAUGGUCUGGGACACCAGGUGCAACAAAAAAGAUGGAUUUUAUAGGCAAGUGAAUCAAAUCAGUGGAGCUCAUAAUACCUUAGAUAAGCAAACCCCAUCAAAACCUAAGAAGAAACAGAAUUCAAAAGGACUUGCUCCUUCUGUGGAUUUCCAACAGAGUGUUACUGUGGUCCUCUUUCAAGAUGAGAAUACAUUAGUCUCAGCAGGAGCCGUGGAUGGGGUAAUCAAAAUAUGGGAUUUACGUAAGAAUUAUACUGCUUAUCGGCAAGAACCCAUAGCAUCCAAAUCUUUCCUGUACCCAGGUAGCAGCAGUCGAAAACUAGGAUACUCAAGUCUGAUUCUGGAUUCCACGGGCUCUACUUUAUUUGCUAACUGCACAGAUGACAACAUCUACAUGUUCAAUAUGACUGGAUUAAAGACUUCUCCAGUGGCUAUCUUCAAUGGACAUCAGAACUCUACCUUUUAUGUUAAAUCCAGUCUUAGUCCGGAUGACCAGUUUUUAGUCAGUGGUUCAAGUGAUGAAGCUGCCUACAUCUGGAAGGUCUCCACGCCCUGGCAUCCCCCGACUGUGCUCCUGGGUCAUUCGCAAGAAGUCACAUCUGUGUGCUGGUGUCCGUCAGACUUUGCAAAGAUUGCUACUUGCUCUGAUGACAAUACACUGAAAAUCUGGCGCUUGAAUAGAGGCUUAGAGGAGAAAUCAGGAGGAGAUAAACUGUCCAUAGUUGGUUGGGCGUCUCAGAAGAAAAAAGAGGCAAGAGCUGACCCAGUAACAGCGACAAGUAGCCAGAGUACUCCUGCCAAAGCCCCCAGAGUCAAAAGCAGUCCGUCUAUUUCCUCCCCCUCCUCAGCAGCUUGUGCUCCAAGCUGUGCUGGAGACCUCCCUCUUCCUUCAAAUACUCCCACGUUCUCUAUUAAAACCUCUCCUGCCAAGGCCCGCUCUCCCAUCAGCAGACGAGGCUCCAUCUCCUCUGUCUCUCCCAAGCCACCCUCAUCUUUCAAGAUGUCCAUUAGAAACUGGAUGACCCAAACACCUUCCUCAUCACCGCCCAUCACUCCUCCUGCUUCUGAGGUCAAGAUCACAUCGCCAAGAAAAGCCCUUAUUCCUGUGAGCCUGAAGGCUUCCCAAGCAAUGGCUUGCUCUGAGUCCAGAAACAGAGUGAAGAGGAGGCUAGACUCGAGUUGUCUGGAGAAUGUGAAACAGAAGUGUGUGAAGAGCUGCAGCUGUGUGACAGAGCUGGAUGACCCAGUAGAAAAGCUUCAUUUGGAUCUGUGCUGCCUUACUGGUAACCAGGAAGACCUUGGGAAGGACCCCGGAGGCCCUACCAAACCAAGCAAGAUGGAAGGCGCCAGUAUGAGCGUCUCGGAGCCUCCUUCUCCUGCCAGUCCUUACGCUUCAGAAGGCUGUGGAACACUACCUCUUCCUCUGGGAUCUUGUGGGGAAGGGUCUGAAGUGGUAGGCAAAGAAAAUAGCUCCCCAGAGAAUAAAAACUGGUUAUUGGCCAUGGCAGCCAAACGGAAGGCUGAGAAUCCAUCUCCACGGAGCCCGUCAUCCCAGACCCCCAAUCCUAGGAGGCAGAGCGGGAAGACUUCUCCGGGCCCGGUCACUAUUACUCCCAGCUCCAUGAGGAAAAUUUGUACGUACUUCCAUAGGAAGUCCCAGGAUGACUACUGUAGUCCUGAACAGUCAACAGAAUUAUAGAGCUAAUCUGAGUAAGUUAACUGAACUUUGGCCCAUUCAAACACGAUAAAAAUACAAGAGUGACUCUAUACCUCUGGUCUUUAAGAAAGCUACCAGUUUUUUUUUUUGUUUUUUAUUGUUAGAGACAAUCCUUUCAACUCUGAAAUUUACCUAGUGUGGUUCUACUACCAUAGUAUAUACACAGCUUCCUUGGGAUGAAUGCUGUAUUUAAAUUUCAUAAAGCAAAUUUGUCACUCUGUAACAUGUUGAAUAAGUAGUCUUCACUUUUUAAAUUAUGCAUCUUCUCUACAAUAAUGACAUCCCAGCUCAUGAGGCCAAAAACAAGACUUGUCUCUUGUUGAUCUGAGACUUUCUAUGCACAAUGUGAAGUGUGGGCGGGCCGCAGCAGGGCCUGUCCGAAGGCCAGCUGCGGAAGACGUCUGCUGCAGACUCCUGCAGCUGUGCUGCUCAGACACGUGUCGUUUCAUUGAAAAUAUAUAAUCUUUUCACUAUACUUCUUUGAGGAUUUUUAAAGUGUAUCUAAAAAUGCAAUGUUCAGAUAAGUACAUUUAUGUCGAUUCAGUGCGUGAUUCAGUGAUAAAUCUCGUAAGUUAAAAUUAUUUUAAAAGCAGUCAACUCUUUGGAGAAAGUAGGAGGACACUAGAAACCUUCCAUUUGUCUUUUUCCCCUGAGUAUAUCUCCCACAUGAGAUUUAAGUUCCCCAUAUUUUUGCUAAGCAGUCUACAAUGUUACCAACCCAUUAUCAUGUUCUAUUAGAGGUUAUGAUUUUACCAUUUACGAGAGGAACGUGUUUAUAAACUCAAUAGUCAUACACUGAAGCUGGGGUUUCAAUUGAGUCCUCAGUUCUCCAGGGGCUGCAACUUUUUUAAAAAAGUCAUCAGAUUUUAAGAAAAAGUAAUGAUUUAUUGAUAUUAUAAAAGAAGGUAGAUCCGAACUGAAAAUCCACAACCUAAAGAAUAAAUCUUAGUUUUAACUUGCUUUUUUUGGAUUCUUUUCAUAUACAUAAAAAGCAAUGACUUUCUAGUCAUGGCAUUUUCUCUUGCUAUUUAAUAGAGUGUAUAGACGGACUCUGUAAUGUGCAAAAUAUCUUGAGCAUCACCUCCCUUAACCAGCAGAUCAUCUUGAGGUGAACUGUUGUUUUAUAUUUUCCCCUGUUGUAACCUAAUAGAAACAAGCUCUGUGUACUUGAACUUGGAAGGGGGUCCCCUUCCAGUCAUGAAGCUUGAUUCGUUUUAUCCAUGUCCCUGAGGACUGUGUAGAUGUUAUUCAUAUUUUUGUCAUAAUUUUAAAAUCUGUUCUUAAUGAUAACUCUUUAAGUCCUUGGAUUCUUAUAAGUUAAGCUUGUAACAACCAGAACUGCAAAGGUCAAUUAAGCAUGAGUUCUGGUUUAUCCAAGGAGAACAAUAAUAAAAGGAAGCCAUAGAAUUGCUGUUUCAAAACAAAGUGUACCGUAGCAUUAACUGAAUAUUCACGAGCUCUACGUAUAUUUGGUGUUUGCUUUUUUUUUUAGUUCACUGUGGGAAGGUGUUAUUUAUGACUAAUACCUGCCAAUAAUGCUAUAUCUCUUUCUUGAUUUGAAAGAAUCUUUAAAAAAGAAAAGGAUAACUAAAGUAGAUGAUUUUGUGCUUUGUAUCCCUGCACAUCUCCUGAUAGCUCUACUCAGUGAAAUUAGGGUAAAUGUGGCUGUCAGAAACUGCUGAGAAUCUACUGGGUGUAACAUGUCCCACUUGGAAAACUAGUACUUCAAAUGAGUGCCAAAGGUCAAAUGUAAUGAGAUAAUAAUUAUCCCUGUUUGUGUCAGUAUCAGACUUUAAGCUGAUCCGGAAUA